AUGGAGCCACCCUGCCCAGAGGUGCAGAUAAGAGGCUGUGGGGUGUCUCCUCGGUUCUCUGUGAGGAGUCGGUCAAAGAAGCACUGCGAGAACCAGGACAAUCUUCUCCACUCUGACCAGCAAGCCCCAGACCGCAUCUCUACGUCUCCCACUUACAGGAGAUUAAGGGGCAAUGUCUGUGGAGCAACACUGCUGCCUCAGCAAGAGACCUAGGAAGUGCUCACCUGGAAGGAGCCUGGAAGCCAGCAGGAGCCUGCAGGCUCUCCAUGUUACCUCUCCAAGAGUCCGCCUGGAAGCCCAAAGAAUUCUUCACAUUCUCUAUCGCCCUUGAGACUCCAACCAAGAUUCCCUCCAGAUCCCCAAAGGUCCUCAACACAACUGGCUCAUUUGAACCCCUUCUCCUAUCUAUGGCCAUACCACCCUGAACACAUCCAAUCUUAUCUGAACCCCUUCCCCUGCUUCAGCCCAUCAGUAGGGGGUCUUUUUCCCAGGCCUCUCUUCCAGAGAGAGGAAGCCACUCACCACCCAGCCCUGCCACAAGGCCUCCUGGUUCUCGGAGUAGAAGGUCAGGUUAGCGAUGGUCUGCCGGCCAUUAGGUAUAGUAAAGGCAGCCCUCUUGCGAUCCAGGCCAUUGAAGACAACCUGUCAGAAGGCAAGACUGGGGUCUCAGGGAGGCUGAGCUGGGCGUGGCUGGAGGGCAAGGCUGCCGGCCAGCUUCCUUUCACAGCAGGAACCGUGUGUUACUCUUCCACUGGCAUCGGCUCCUCUAGAAUGGACGCUCCAUUGUACCUAGAGUUGCUGGGCAUUUGCACAAGUAUUGCCUCUUCCCCCUGGGCUGUAUUGCGACUUCCAUUCCACAAGGAUAGUAGCCUGAAAAGCUGGCGAGAGCGGGCAGCUACCCGUACCAGCAGCUGCCCUGGGGCCUGGCCCGCACGUGUGUUUGGUAACUACUGCGGGCACAGGUUCUAUGAGCAUGGGCAGGGUUUUGCGGUGCUCAACUUCCCUGGACUUGAGGUGUUCCCGGGGAACAUUCUGGUGUCAGAUGUAGCUGCAGAUUACCUGUGCCACCCCCUUCUGCUACCGAAUUCAGAAUCCAAAAAGCCAAGAUGGUGUUUCUCCCAGAGAGGCACGGAGAGUGGCAAAGACAAAUACAGGCACAUACCUGACCUGGAGAACUGCCUGUCCUCAGUGAAAAUUAUAGACUUCAGGGACUGUGAGUUCCACUGCCUCCUGGAUAAAACCUGGAAUGAAAUCAUGGAAACAUAUCAAAAACUUCCUACCAAUUAAUUAGACUUGAGAAAGCAGCAAGUGGCCGUGUUGGAAGUCUUCACGGGUGAAUGCAUUGAUUUCUUGGACCAUUUUAUCAUAAUGUGCAUUGCAUUUUCUAAAAAGAUCUUCAUGAAUACACUAAAAUAUCUACAAACUCAUGAAUAUCUUCUGGAUGUAGAUUUAUAGAGACUUUUUGCAAACCUAGAAGAGUUAAGUCAGACAAGCUUCGAUUUUGUAAACAGUGUUUUUGGCAUCAUCAAGGACUAUGCUGAGCCUUCUGAGACCUCACUACUGGUAGAUUUCAUCUCCAUGCUCACAAAGUUCUUCUUCUAACGAGGCAGCCUCUGUCAGAGCCACCAGACCUACUGCCUGAAUUACUUAGUCACUGUCUUUUAUCUUGAGAGCCUGAGGCAAAGAGAUGACUUUGGAAUUUAUUUAAAGUGGUGUGAGCAAAAUGAACAGUGAGGACAGCUCCACCUGCCUGAGCUGCUGGUGGCCCCACUGGACAGGUGGGGUCUCAGCACCUUGUUGCUGAAGAAUGUCUGGAAAUGGAGUAGAGACUCUAUGGAGAAAAUCAUGAUCUACAGCAUCAAGGAAAAGAUGGAAAGGUCAAUCAGGAUCCUUGAAGGAAAAGUGAAGUGGCUUGACAAUUGCCAAAAAUGUAGACAUCUACGGAAGAUUAUUGUGUGGCCUCUACUAUGGGAUAGAAACAAAAAGUUUCUCUCCUUGUUUUGCCUGAAACAUAUUUUUAAAGAACACAUGGCAGAAAACAUCUUGUCACCAACCACCAGACACAUUUUCUAUGAAGGAAAAUUAACUCUUGCAGAAAGCACAAGAUUCCUAGGUGUUUAUCUGUUUCUCUUUGAUGAUUUCCUCUUAGUUGUGAAAACUAAUUGCAACAAAAAGAAACUUGGAGGUUCAGGCACUGGUUUAAUGUGUCCUUCGCUUACUGCUGAGCCGUGAACAGUAAUAAAAGAGGGUGGUUCGUGUAUGGUACUUGAUCAGCCCAUUCCACUAGACCGAUUGGUGGUCAAAAGUAUCGAUCCACUCCACGUGUCUGCGUUUGGGCUGAGAAAUGCUUUCCUUGUACAACAUGAAAACAGAUAUCGACGGUGUGUAGCAAUGUUCUUAUUCCAAACCCAAAGAGAAAAUAUCAAAAAAACAUGGAUGACACAAAUAACAGCAGCAAUAUCUUGCUUCACCAAGAACCAGGAAACCAAGAAGAUAUCUUUAUUUACGUCGCCUGCAGAAUCCUCUGAAAUGUAA
Messenger RNA from Prionailurus viverrinus (fishing cat), 2535 nucleotides. It is a transcript of the gene PLEKHG7, whose product is annotated as pleckstrin homology and RhoGEF domain containing G7. Gene Ontology annotation, molecular function: guanyl-nucleotide exchange factor activity. NCBI's taxonomy places the organism in Eukaryota, Metazoa, Chordata, Mammalia, Carnivora, Felidae. The record is from RefSeq and is a predicted model, not a curated record. Gene Ontology annotation, biological process: Rho protein signal transduction.